AUGUCUUUUCAUAGCAAUGUUCGCAUAUUGUCCCUUCAAAAUGCUAGAAAAGGAGAAGAUCCAACCAAACCUCUCAGAUCUGAGAGUACAGGGAAAAUGAGGUCUGUUGUUACAUUUGCACCUGCUAUUUACCUCAUGCCACCUUUGUCAAGGUUUGUUGUUUUGCGUGUAUUAGAUUUGGUCGGAUAUUCUUGUCAUCGUCAUGACCAUCUUAACCUCCGAGAUUUGGGGAAUUUACUUCACUUGAGGUACUUACGGCUAUCGGGAGAAGGAAUUCGUGAGUUGCCAGAAGAGAUAGGGAAGUUGCAGUUUCUGCAGGUGCUAGAUUUGCGUGAAGAGAUUGAACAGUUGAGGCUCUUGCAUGAAGAUAGAAUACUGCCAUCCACUGUGAUUAACCUCACAAGAUUAAUGUGCCUGCGAAUUAGUGACUAUGUUCUGGUUCCAGAUGGAUUUGGAAACCUCACAUCAAUGGAAGUGCUGGGUAGGAUCAUUGUUGACUCUGCAAGCAUUGUAAAAGAGCUAGGCAACAUGAGCAAGUUGAGGGAACUCAAUAUUUGGUUGGGGAGCUUGGGGUUGGAAGAAGCUUUUGUAGAGUCACUAGGAAAAAUGACAAAGAUCCAGCAUGUAGAAAUUGGUGAAGGUGGGGAUGCAGUUCCAAUGGAUCUCUUGGGGGGAUGCUGGGUGCCCCCUACAAGUCUCCAGGAGUUUAUCAUGCACAAGAAAGCCAAAUUCUCCACGCUUCCAUCAUGGAUAAGGAGAAAUCCCUCGGAUAUGUCUCAACUCUACAAGUUACAAAUCCAGGUCGAGGAAGUGCAACAGGAGGAUCUGGGAUUCCUUGGAAGGUUACCGGCUCUUCGUAUUCUUCAAUUAAGAAGUCUCCGCCAAAGGACGCUACACAUUGGUGCUGAUGAUUUCCAUUGUUUAACAAAAGUAGGAUUGUAUUCUUAUUCUCCGGGCGGAAUCAUGUUCCAGCCAGGAGCAUUGCCCAAGGCUGAGCGAGUUUUGCUCUGUAUCGGUUUAUGCGUCGCAAAAAAGGAAGCAGCUAGCGACGGUGGCGAUUGGUUUGAUCUAGGCUUGGGGAACCUGCCGUCCCUUCGGGACAUCCAUGUCAGAUUCUACCGUUGUGGAGUGACAGUAGAAGAGACCAACCAAGCAGUGGCUGCGGUGCGCAAUGCCCUCCGCGCCCAUCUUAACCGUCCUACCUUUAUCUUCGACUUCAGGUGGGACGUCGCACAAGACGUUGAUGAUGACGACAUCUCCUACUAG
This is a messenger RNA of Triticum turgidum subsp. durum (durum wheat), 1266 nucleotides long. NCBI's taxonomy places the organism in Eukaryota, Viridiplantae, Streptophyta, Magnoliopsida, Poales, Poaceae. The record is from the annotation of a GenBank genome assembly.